Esox lucius (northern pike) is the source of this 848-nucleotide messenger RNA. RefSeq names its product Fc receptor, IgE, high affinity I, gamma polypeptide like (gene fcer1gl). Gene Ontology annotation, cellular component: Fc-epsilon receptor I complex. Gene Ontology annotation, molecular function: IgE receptor activity. Bases 70 to 366 code for a protein of 98 amino acids. Gene Ontology annotation, biological process: cell surface receptor signaling pathway. The record is from RefSeq and is a predicted model, not a curated record. The transcript has 5 exons. NCBI's taxonomy places the organism in Eukaryota, Metazoa, Chordata, Actinopteri, Esociformes, Esocidae.
CCCACAGACAGACACUAAAAGAACAUCAAGUACAACAACUCUCCAUCUACUUGAACGUUUUCUACAAAGAUGCUUCCUGGAUCGCUAAUAUUGGUUGCUUUCUUCUUGAACUUUAGCCUUGCAGAGACCCAGGUGCCUGAGGGGAAGCUGUGUUACAUUCUGGAUGGGGUCCUUGGGAUGUACGGCAUCAUUCUCACCAUCUUGUACUGCAGACUUAGAAUGAAGCCGACCUACAUUAACACUGGUGAAUAUCCACAGGACACAGGCAGAUAUCAGAAAGAAGAAGGAAUUUAUGUUGGUCUAACCCAGCAUGGCCAGGACACCUAUGAGACUAUCAAAGUGCAGAAGAAAGCCAUGCUGGUGUGACAAAAGUGGAAGAGAGUUGUGCUAGCAGUGGUAAACAGCAAACCACAAACCCUGCUAAAAACUGCAUUUAGGACUUUAUAUGACAGCUUGCUUUCCUUUACAAAAUCUCAAGCGUAGGUCGUGCCCAUGUUGCUGGCCGUUGAAUGAAGGCCCAAGUGAGUCAGUGUUCAAAACACCUUUUAAGUACUCUGGAAAACAACCGUAACUAUCUCUGACUGAUUAUCAGUGUCAAUGUCAUUCAAAAUGUAUAUUAAAUGGAUGUAAUUAUUUAAAUUACAUGUAAUCAGGGAUCCCCAUACUUUUUAUCACAGUAUAAAUUAUAGUUUUUUAUACAUAUUUUUAGGGAAAUACUAGGAUUCAGGUAAAGUGGACAUGUAACGUUGUAUUGCUAUCAGGCUUGAGUUUUUGUAAUAAAUGUUAAGUUCAACCUGCUAGUAAACCAAAAGUUUUUUUUAAAUUAAUAAUAAUAACAGGCAAUCAGG